AUGACCGCCACCGAUCUUGCGAACCAGCUCUCAGCACUUUCAGACUCCCUGAAGACGACCAACACACUCAUCAGUCGUCUGGGCAAACUCCAACUUCAGCCUGGGUCGGAGCCGCUCGAAGGACAAGGCGGAGUACGUUUGGAGCUUGCGCAGGACAUCCACGACAGCCUGAAGCAGCUAGAAGAAGAGCUUGAAUUCCUACGACAAGAAGCAGAGGACUACAGGAUCGACGGUGGUCAGAAACGAAGAGCGAGCGUCAAGUACAACGAAGAGGCACGAGUGGGCGCGAAAGUAGCACGGUUGGGGGAGGAGCUUAUCCACUCGAGGCAACAGUUCAGAAACGCGCAGAUCGCAGCCAAAUUCGCAAGUGACGAAGCGAAGCGGAAAGAAAGAGAGGCUAUACUAGAGGGUUACAGGAAGGAAGCGGAACAUAUCGAAGCCGCCAACGGAUCUCUGGGCAGCGAGAGAGAUCAACUGUUCGCAGGCCGUGGCAGGAGAAAUCAGCAGCAGACGCAGCUGACGAAGGACGAAAUACUGGUCAACGCAUCGAGCGACGUUACUGCGGCUCUGCGAAGAACACACGACCUGCUGUCUACGGAACUAUCGCGUUCUCGAUUCGCACAGGAAACCUUUGACGAGUCGACGGCAGCACUCGCACAGUUAGGCGAAGACUACAGCAAUCUUGACACGAUCCUCAAGAACAGCAGAAAUCUCCUCGGGACACUCCUGCAGAGCCAGAAGAGUGACACUUGGUACCUGGAAACAGCCUUCUACAUUCUCAUAACCACACUGGUCUGGCUGAUCUUCCGCCGUCUACUCUUCGGACCCUUCAUCAAACUACCACUAUUCCUGGUGAACGUGCUCACCUUCCUCCUAAACUGGGCCAUCUGGAAACCGUUCUUCUUCUUCCUGUCCAUAACCGGAAUCAUCACCAGUGAACCCGUGUCAACCUCCUUACGAGCCACGCAGAGCUCAAUCUCCACUUCGCGAGCACCACUCAUCGUUCAGCCCUCCGCAAAGGGUCGUCCAAGCAAUCCCCUCCCAGACGGAGGCUCCCACCCCGGCAUUCCAGCUGGCGCGGGCGGUGCAGGUGCCAAGCAAGGCGUGAGCCCUGAGCUCGAAGGAAAGUUAACCGAGAAAAUCGGCAAAAUGGCAGAAGAAAGUUCGAGGCAGGCUGAGGGAGCGCAACAAAACGCUGAUGAGCAGAAAGUCCUGCCAAAGAGAGGCGAUGGGACGGUCUUGCAGGAACGUGGAGCAGAGCCACCGAAUCCGAAGAAAAAGAGUUUCGAGGCGGAUGUCGAGGACGCGAAGCAUCAAGCUGAACAGCAAUUACAGCAGGAGAAGGAAAGGAGGAAAAGAGAUGAGCUUUAA
Messenger RNA from Lecanosticta acicola, 1371 nucleotides. Lineage: Eukaryota; Fungi; Ascomycota; Dothideomycetes; Mycosphaerellales; Mycosphaerellaceae. The record is from the annotation of a GenBank genome assembly.